Molecule: messenger RNA, 982 nt
Organism: Rhizophagus irregularis DAOM 181602=DAOM 197198
Lineage: Eukaryota; Fungi; Glomeromycota; Glomeromycetes; Glomerales; Glomeraceae
Source: RefSeq, a predicted model, not a curated record
AAUUAAAUAUGAGUUCAAAUAUUAUGCCAAAUAUUAUUCCAAAUAAUUAUACUAUGGAGAAUUAUUCAACCAAAAAUGACUUCGCUAUUUAUCAAAACGAUGAACCUAACAUUCGACAAAUUUCAAGCGUAGGAAUGCAAAAUAACUUUAUCAACCCUGCGGCUCCCAAAUCUGAGACAUAUGAAUGUUAUUUGCCUAUGCCAAACGAACGGCGUUUCUUUCAUGUUACGUAUACCGAGAUAGAUGAGUUUGAAAUCACGCAACUCUUGAAUAAUAAUAUUAAUUUAUCUCACAUUCCUAAUCACCAGUUUCCACAUCACUAUAAUAUACAAAAUUCAAUUCAAAGGCAUAUUAUUCAGAAUUCUCAGCAAAAUUACAAUUUUUAUAAUGGCAUUAAUGACAUUCGAGAAGAUACUAUGGGACCUGGCUAUGAUUACAUAACAGAUAUACCAGAUAUACAAAAUUCAUCAGGGCAUGAGGUCUUACUGCAGCAAAAAAAUUAUCAAUUAUAUAAUGACACAGUGACACACAGUGACGCAGACUUAACUGAUGAAUUUUAACAGAAUUAUAAUUAAAGCAAAAAACCAACGUUGGUGAAAUUGUUUUAAAUUGUUAAGUCACUAAGAUCUGCAUACAAUGGACACUUUCGUAAUGAUAAAUUUUAACUAUAAAAUUUAAUUUUAUUAUGAAAAGACUUUUCAUUUAAAAUUUCCACAUUUUGUUAUUAUUCUAAAUGAAACCAAUUUGGAAUGCAUUGUUAUAUCAGAUGCGUAUUGUAUACAAAAGUUAAUUUUAACUUUAAAAUAGGUUUUAACAAAAAGCUUUAUUAUAGCUUUAACGAUUGUAACAGCUAGCUAAAACUUAAAUUAUUGGUUUCAGUUAAAGUUGGUAUCACUACAAUUAUGCCAACAAUGAAAAAAGUAUAUUUGACAUUAUUAUAUUAUCAUAAUUAUAAUUUGAUUUUUUUUUUUUUACUUUUCUU